Messenger RNA from Coffea arabica (coffee), 1832 nucleotides. The record is from RefSeq and is a predicted model, not a curated record. Lineage: Eukaryota; Viridiplantae; Streptophyta; Magnoliopsida; Gentianales; Rubiaceae.
UUAUCAAGUCUGGUUAUUGCAUUCAAACUUCUCAGGGGAAAAAUAACUAUACUCGUUCGUGUAAGCAACGCGCUUUUUUCGGAGACGGCGGCUUGGAGCUGCACGAUGCCGGGGCCACGGCUUUGGUUGUCGCCGGAGCUUACACUCUCGUCUCGACUUUUGAUAAACUCACCUCCGCAAAUCUCAUCCAACAGGAGUAUAGAAGUUGACUGCUCAGAGGUCGACUACCAUUGAUGACAGAUUUUCUUCUUCCUGUAAUUUCUUCUUAUUCCCGUGAGAAAACACGUGAAAGAAACAAUUUAGAUCCGAGAUAACCACAACGAGGGCCAUAAUUAUCGCUCUAUUCAGAAAUUAAAGACAAAAAAGUACAAGGAAGCAACGGAUCACGAACUCAAAAUCUUCGGGAACAUAAUGCUGUGUCAGAGUCACAACAAACUCAAAACACAUUGCUUAUUGUAUAUCUACAAGGACAAAUCAGUUUACAAAUGUGAGGCAAAAACCAUCUUAUGAGGCCUCGUCUUCAAAAUUUUCCCCUGAAGGCUAGUAGAGCAGCAAAUGUAGAACUGAAAUUGAUCAGAAGCGGGCACAUAGGGAAAACUGAAAGAACAGGGAGAAGAUCGUGGUUUCUUGAAGAAGGAAGGGAAAGAGAGAUGAUUUGAGGUUUGUUGAAGGAAGAGGUGUGGGGAUGACUUUUGUGGUGAAGGGAAAUUUUAUGUUUUAGGAAACUCAAUAGCUACUGAGGGAGUGUAUAUGAGCAUUAGUUUAUUUGAAUAAAAGGCAUUCCUGCAUUAUUGGCCACAAUCAUCGGAGUCAAGAACGUGUCUUAUUUCUUCCAUUAGACAUGGGGCAGUUUGGAUAAUGGUUUAUUUAAUCUCCAACUGUUUAUUGUAAUACUCGAAAUUACUUGCAGACUUCAUAUAAUGAAAUGAAAGAAUAUGAACUGCAUUUGUUUCACUUAGUUUGCCGGUUUUAUGUUGUUUCCAUCUUUCUGACAGAAUUUGAGCCGAAAACUGGUCCACAUACUGUCUGGAUUGCUCUUCAUGGCUUCCUGGCCAAUGUUCAGAUUAGCACAUCCACAGGAGCUCGAUACUUUGCUUCGCUGGUGCCCCUCAUAAACUGCUUAAGGCUUGUUGUCUAUGGCCUUUCAUUGGCUAAAGAUGAGGGACUCGUAAACUCUGUCACUCGAGAGGGGAAGCCUGAGGAAUUGCUUCGAGGUCCCCUUUAUUAUGUUAUGAUACUAAUUUUAAGUGCAAUAUUUUUCUGGCGUGACUCUCCCGUCGGAGUGGUUUCAGUGUCAAUGAUGUGUGGUGGGGAUGGCAUUGCUGAUAUCAUGGGAAGGAGAUUUGGAUCCUUAAAACUACCUUACAAUCAACAGAAGAGUUGGGCUGGUAGCCUCUCCAUGUUUGUACUUGGUUUCUUGAUUUCUAUUGGGAUGCUGUACUACUUUUCAGCCCUUGGAUGCUUUCAGUUGGAUUGGAGCUGCACGAUACAAAGAGUUGCCUUGGUAUCCUUGGUAGCAACACUGGUGGAGUCCCUCCCAACUACAGGAAUAGUAGAUGAUAAUAUCUCUGUUCCUAUAGCAAGCAUGGUAACUGCGUUUUUGAGUUUUGGUUACUAGCUGGUCAGAGAGAAUACCGUGUUACAUGCGUGUCAUAAUUUUUCUGUUGGCACUUCAAAUACUUCCCUUUUCAAUAUUUCCUGUUUCGUUUUUUUACUUUCUGGUGCAUAUUUUUCUUAUGUUUUAACCUCCAAAUUUCCUUAGCUCAUUGUAUUUGGGAACAAUAAAGAAGAAAAGGAGUAAUGGUUGGUACCUCCUUAUUUGAAGGUUGCUA